Molecule: messenger RNA, 780 nt
Organism: Gossypium raimondii (Peruvian cotton)
Lineage: Eukaryota; Viridiplantae; Streptophyta; Magnoliopsida; Malvales; Malvaceae
Exons: 3
Coding region: 1-780 (259 amino acids)
Source: RefSeq, a predicted model, not a curated record
AUGGAGCAUCGAGUUAGGGCUUGCCCCCAUCGACCAAAUCCAGUGCCAGCUGCGACACAAACUCCGGCUCCAAAUUCUGUUCAGCCUCCGAGAGAGGUUCAGCAACCAUUCAGAGGUCAUGGUACUGCGAGACCCUACAAAGAGAGCAAUGAUGCUGAUGUCAAUGUAGGAACCUUCUUUAUUCAUUCUAUUUCGUAUUAUGCUCUUAUUGAAAUUGGUUCUACUCACUCGUACAUAGCUAGUGUUGUUUCUAUAAAUCUGGGUUUAACCGCUAAAAAUAGUGCUAGAGAGUUUUUUGUGAUUAGUCCUUUGGGUCAGUCAGUUCAAGUUGAUAGAGUAUACAGAGGGGUACCCCUAGAGCUCCAAGGUAUGUCUAGAUUGUGCAACAAGAGAGUUACUUUGAGAUCAAAUGAGACUGACGAGGUGGUCACGGUUGGUGAGUGUCGAGAUUACCUCUCUAAUGUAAUCUCCACUCUUAUAGCAGAUAAGUUAGUUCGAAAAGGGUGCGAGGCAUACCUUACUUACGUAUCCGAUUAUGUUUUCACAAAACUUUCGGUGGAAGAUAUCUGCACCGUGAGGGAGUUCCCGGGCGUCUUUCUUGAAGAAUUUUCUAGAGUACCUCCGAAUAGAGAGGUGGAGCUUGGAAUUGAUCUGUUACUGGGUACUACUCCAGUGUCCAUUGCGCCCUACUGUAUGGCACCGAAAGAGCUUACCGAGUUAAAAGCACAGCUGCAAGAACUCAUUGAUAGGGGAUUCAUUCGACCGAGUGUGUCUUCAUAG